CUAAACGUGCAUUUGACGUCAUUGUUGGGUAGGAACUGGAAGUUGUUUUAGUUUGUUUCAAAAAUGUCUACAAACUAAAUGGAGUUAACGGCGCUUUUGCUGUUUGUGAGUGCUCUGUGUUUGACUGCACUGACUUCACCACAGGACAGCUGUGGGAGGCGGGCCCUGGUCGCCCCUCCAGGUGUGUCUCGUAUAGUGGGGGGCCGGGAGGCUCCUAAGGGAGCGUGGCCCUGGCAGGUCAGCAUCCAGAUCCAGUCCAGGCACCACUGCGGUGGGACAAUCAUCAACAGCCUCUGGGUGCUCACUGCCACACACUGCUUCUACAAAUACCUAUGGAUCAGCAGACGCCAUUUCCGUGUGGUGGCAGGACUUCAUGUGUUAUCCGCUCCAGGAGAUGAAGCCCAGAUCCGCUCUAUCAGUGAAGUCAAAAUGCACGAGGACUACGAUGUCGACACAGCUGACAACGAUGUGACACUCGUGCUCCUCAGCUCUCCCUUCAACUUCACUGACCAUGUACAACCUGUCUGCACUCCUCAUAAUGUGACUCAUGAACUCAUCCUCAACUUCAGCCACUGUUUCAUCACUGGAUGGGGGAGCACCUAUUACAAAGGCAGGCUGAUGAACAGAUUGCAGGAAGCUGAGGUGGAGCUCAUUGGCAGGAGAACAUGUAACCUGAUCACAUGGUACGAUGGCCUCAUCACUGAGAACAUGAUCUGUGCUGGACUGGAGAGCGGGGCAGCUGAUGCCUGUCAGGGUGACAGUGGGGGGCCCCUGCAGUGUUACAGCGAGGACGAGGAGAGGUUUUAUGUGGUCGGAGUGACAAGCUUUGGGGAAGAGUGUGGACUUCCUUACAGGCCGGGGGUGUACGCCAGGACCAGCAGGUUUGCAGGUUGGCUGAAGAGAAGUCAGACAGCAUCAUUGUCUGCUGCACACAGACUGAACACAAGAGUCAUCUCAGCUCUGCUCAGUGCUGCUCUGAUGCUGCUCUGAUGCUGCUCUGAAACCCCCAGACAGUCUGUCAGCAAUAAAUAUCACUGCUAUAUACAUCAGACUGUUUAAAUGUUUUUAGCCAUCUGGAUUAGUGAUGAAAUGUUCCACUAACUCAUCAUGAAUCUUUUCAAAAUCUUUUUUUGAUAAUUUUUUAGUUUUAACAUCAUUAUUGGUCAGUGCGAUUAGCUGGUUAGAUCUACGAGAGCUUGUUUAAUGGCCUUACUCUGAGUGAUGGUCUCCAACAUACAGUAUCACAUACAGUAUUUUUCUUCAAAUAUAUUUCUAUAAUGUUUUAAGAAUCUGUUGCUUUUGGUAUUAUUUGCAAGCACGACAGAAUUAAGAAGUGAGUUCAAUUCAAUUAACAACAUGUUCUAGAAAUGUAUUACUCAUGUUGUCAUAAUAAUAAAUGAUAUCUUUGAGGCUAAAGUGGUGAGUAACAUUAGUGGUAUUGAGAAGAAGAGAAUUCAAAUCAGAACUAAACUUCAUUGUUAUUUCACACUGAAAAUUGUGUUUCCAUGCACCAGUCAGAAUUCAGCAAUUUAAGAAUCCGAAUCAGAAUGUGAUGACAGUUAAGAGGUUGUUUUCCGAUGUUGCCAGGGAGACGCCAAUGUCAACCAAAUCUGAUCAAACCACACACACACCUGAUAAAGCUGAUUAGCUGGGUUUUUGAAUUUUAAACUUUUAAUAAGUAAUAACUAACUUUGACUAACUGAGAACUUUAGUUGUUGCCUAUUUAGUCUUGAAUAUUUAAUGUUAUAGAGUGAGACUUAAGAUUUUAAACCAAUGCUUCAGGUGCUUUAAGCAAAGUAAAUCAUGGUUCUGAGAUUUAUCACAUCUCCACGGGAAGAUUGGAAGAAUGGCUCCAAUUAAAAUAUUAACAAAUCUUACAUUUUGCCGUUACGUUGUGUAGGUAUUGUACAUGCUGUGCAAUGGUAUUACAUCUCAGUGGUAGAAUUACAACCUCUAACCUAAAAAACUUACAGCUUGAGCAAUUUCUGCAGUGUACAGGAAACAAUAUUCACAGUUAAUAGGUUAUACUUUCACCAGCAACUAAAAACGACCAAUAAUCUAUUUUCCACACUGCAACAUCGACAUUUAUUUAUGCAUAGUAUUAUUGGUACCACUUUCUAAUAAGGCCCCCUUAAUAGAGGGUUUGAGGGUUUAUAAGUAGGCUUUAUCAAUGGCUUUUAUCAAUGGCCAUUGAUAAGAUUAACUUUUAGGUUGCAAGGUUCUGACAAAUAUCUCUGGUUGGUAUUUAUCCUCCUCCAGCAGGACACUUGCUUUGUCUUUUUAACAAGCUUUUAAUUAAUCAGUAAGACCCCUGCAAUGGACUGUUAGACCUGUCUCCUUCUGGGAAAGGUUUUCAGAGCAUCAGGACAAAAAUCCAUCUUUUAUCAACUUAUUAAUAUUUACAACUGCAGUCUCCAGUUGUAAUGUGAUGGCUUAUUAGAAAGUGAGAAGCCCUUGAACAUUUAUUAAUGGAUUACCAACAUUUAUGACUGCUUUAUUACCAAAUAGAAAGAAUCAAUACCAGCUAAAAGGAAACUCAAAGCUUGUUCUUAUUAAUGGCAUGAAAAUCAAAUGGCAGACCCUUGAAACUCUACCACAGCAAACAAGUCUGCAUUAAUUUUUGUCAAAGUCACAUCACUGUUGCAGAGUAAAGCAGUGCAGACUUUUCAAAUCAAUCUGCAACAAAAUUGCAUUACCAUGCAACAAUAAUGUAACUCGUACUCAAGUAGUUUUAAGAGUCAUACUUUCAUAUCGUGAUGUGAAGUGUAUGUGAUUUGUAGUAAAUAGGAUAAAUAAAACAUGCAAAACCACUCAUGCUUAGUGAAGGACCUGUCAGCCAGCUAGUAAGAUACCUUUUACUAUUAUUAAACAACUACUUUCAUUAUUUCUUAAAAUAUGAACUGAUAAGUUCUAGUGAAACUGAUGUUUAAGAUGUGAAUAUUUGUAGGAACUUCUAAAUAUCAGGUAGAUGUGGUCAAAAUUGACAGAAACUGGGCCGUGAUGAUGUCAUAGAGGGAGCCAAUUUCAUUUUUUCAGAUGAAGUACUUAGACUGACACCUGGUGGAAGGAAGAUGCUAUUUUCCUUCAGUGCAGCAGCUGAUUCCUGAAGCUUCCAGAGAUGUUUGGAAGGAAAAUAAGAAAAAUCACAGGGAAAUCUGACAAAGGAUUUUUUAUUUGACAUGAAACACAAUGACAGUGUGACAGUGUUUUUGUCAAGUAAGACAUGUUGUUAGAAGUUAUCGCACCAUUGACUAGUUCAGAAUGUCUUUGCUGCAGCUUGACAAUGCAUAGUGAACAGACAGUUGUUGAGGUAUACAUUGUGGGCCCUUGAGUUUUUUUGUGUGAAAGAUCCAAAUUUCAUUACCUCACAUGUACAUUUACAUUUUGUGCUUAGAAUAACUUUUGGAGGUUCGAACUGAACGCCAUUCCUCACAACACGGCAACUUGAAAACUGAAAUAAAUAUUAAAAUGGAAAUGGAUAUGUGGAGUUGCAUUGUCCAUGUUGAGUUGCCUGUUGAGAAAUUUUUCAUCAGAUCUCAGAGCUGAUGAAAACUGGUGAUGACGAACAAUUUUAGAACUGAGCAGUGAGUGAAAUCAUUGAAAACGUUGGCAUGGAAAAAGAAUGACUUAUUUUCACACAAAAAGGGCAUCCAGGAAGAAACCUUCUUUGUUACGACAUUGGAGGACAAAAGUCUGUCUACUUUCCCUUAUUGAAUAGCACCAAUGUCUAUUGAAAAGGUUUGAAGGCCAACAUGAAAUUAUAAAACUUUAUUAAAAACUUGUCGUAGUGAAACAGUAGCAACAAAGCAAUUAUCACACAGUAGCUCAGAAGCUUCACCUGGUUAUUCAUGAGUAACUCUAACUUGCCCCAGAUACAGGCUCACAUACAUGUCAUCAGUGUCUGUCGCUGAACGAAAAGUGGUUUAUUGUUGUAUGUGUUGUACUGUAUGUUAAGCUGCUUCUAAAUCAAACCAGCUGUUUGCAGAAGUUGUGCAGUUUUAAAGAAAGAUUAAAUCAGGAAAAUAUCGACGAAACCCCUAUAAAAUAUAUUUGAUUCCAAUUUUGAAUGGAAAGAAUUAAAAUACAGUGGAGGCGACAUUAAAAAAAAGGAGGGGAAAAAAGGUUCAAUAUUCUGGGAUCAUUUUCGUACAAAAGACAAGCCUUGUUGCACCAGAAAAGCCAAAUAUCACUGUUAAACUGUACACACACACACACACACACACACACACACACACACACACACAC
Messenger RNA from Siniperca chuatsi (mandarin fish), 4245 nucleotides. Its product is annotated as transmembrane protease serine 11D. The coding region runs from base 79 to 990 and encodes 303 amino acids. NCBI's taxonomy places the organism in Eukaryota, Metazoa, Chordata, Actinopteri, Centrarchiformes, Sinipercidae. The record is from RefSeq and is a predicted model, not a curated record. Gene Ontology annotation, molecular function: serine-type endopeptidase activity. The transcript is spliced from 5 exons. Gene Ontology annotation, biological process: proteolysis; acrosome reaction.